AUGCAUUCCUAUUCUGUCCUUCACUGUGUCCGUCGAAGCGUUGCCAAGCGGUUUUUCACAAGUCGACAAUGCAAGCCGACACUAGAGUUGGAUCAACUCUAUAAGCUCGCUACUAUAAUAAAUGGCACAUCAAGUACACUUGAAAAGGCAGAGCGACUACUCGAAUACCCGGCAUGCCACGACAUUCUGCGACGGAUCUAUGAUCCACACCUGCGACAUUACAUUUCUUCACGCACUGUACUUGCUCACAUCAAACAGCAACAACAACUACAAACAGCAACAGCUACGACAUCAGAAUCGACGACGACAUUGCCAAGUUUAGAGGAACUCUUGGACGCGCUUUCUUCACGUCGUCUUUCUGGCAAAGCAGCUUUGAACGCUGCGGCGACGUUCUACUCUACAUAUUGCAAAACCGACGAACAACGUCAGAUCUUUUGUCGUAUACUGGAUCGUAAUUUGAAAAUGGGCAUGUCGGUCACAACGAUUCAACGGCUACUGCAGAAACAAAACAACGAUAUGCAAAGCGGCAGCGAUAGCGGCGACCUACAAUUUAAAAGCGUUGCUCUGGCGAGCACAGCAGCAAAUUGGAAACCGACGCCGGAUGAAAGUAACAGUGAAUGGUACGCGUCGCGCAAGUUGGAUGGUGUACGGUGUAUUGCCUAUGUACGCGAUCCAGACUGCAUCACGUUUUAUUCGCGUACUGGGCGCGUUUUCCAUGCGCUCCAAAAAGUACGAGACGCGAUUCGGAGUCGUUUAUUGGAAGACAGUGAUCAUAAUAAUGAUAAGCAACAACAACGACAGCCAUCACCAUUUGUUCUAGACGGUGAGAUUUGCGUAUUCAAUCAAGACAGCAGCAUGGAGGAUUUUUUGAAAACUUUACGGCAGAUACGAACACUACAACAACCUAUGGAAAACCCUGUCUAUGAGGUGUUUGAUAUGGUGGGCGUGCAAGGGUUCCGCGAGGGCAAGGAUCUGACACGAUUCAAGGAACGGCAGGAGCGAUUAGCGCAGUUUAUCCAAUCACCACAACCGCAUCUUCGUAUGGUGGAGCAGAUCAAGGUCGACAGUCCAAAGCAGCUGGCCGCUUUGAAAUCCAAGGCUGUAAAGAAUGGAUGGGAAGGUCUUAUCCUGCGAAAGAACGUUGGUUAUGAAGGAAAACGAAGUCGCAACAUGCUCAAGAUCAAAGAAUGGGAAGACAACGAAUAUACUGUAAAAAGCAUCGAGACGGGACGCAUGCGACUGGCUACUACGGGUCAAGAUACCGAGGUCAUGACCAGCGUCGUGAUUGAGCACAAAGGCAAUUUCGUUAGCGUUGGGUCAGGCUUUACACUACAGCAACGCAUCCGAUAUUUUAGACAUCCCGAACUCAUCAUUGGAAAGCCCAUCACUGUACGUUAUUUUUCCGAAUCGAUGGGCGAAAGCGGACAAACAUCCCUCCGGUUUCCAACCGUCAAGGCCGUUUAUGAAGAAGGCAAGCGUACAGUGUAA
Molecule: messenger RNA, 1488 nt
Organism: Zychaea mexicana
Lineage: Eukaryota; Fungi; Mucoromycota; Mucoromycetes; Mucorales; Lichtheimiaceae
Exons: 2
Coding region: 1-1488 (495 amino acids)
Biological process (GO): DNA recombination; DNA repair
Molecular function (GO): ATP binding; DNA ligase (ATP) activity
Source: RefSeq, a predicted model, not a curated record